GAGCCUUCCAUAUUUCUCUGUUUACAUUUCGCCGAUUUACCUCCUAGCUGUAUUUCUAGAUUACGAUGCACUAGACGCCGAAGGCGGCCAAACACCUCCCUAACGGCCAUGCAGGUUACUAGGCCCACGUGAAGCUCCUCAACAUGCUGGCCUCCCUUCUUCGCCCGAAAGCACGGCGCGGGCAGAUUGAUCAGUCGCAAUUUUCUUCCCCCUUCACAGCGAGAGACCAUUCACCAUGGUUCGGGGCGCGACGCGGUCUGCGAAACACGCGUGGGGCCGACUCCAGCGACGACGAGCCAGAGCUCGAGGAUAUCGAUGAGGACAUGGGUGGGCACUGGGAGAGAGACGAGGAGGAAGAGGACGACGGUCCUAUAGAGUCAACUCCGCUGCUCCCAAUCUUCUCCUCUUCCCAUUUGGAUGCGCUUCCCGUAUACGAUAUCACCAAUGCCAUUCGUCCCUUGAUCGCCUCACGAUGCGAAACUACACUGACCUGGGACCAACUCCGCUCCCCCCAGGUGUCGCAGUUCCUGGUCAAACCUAUCCAGCAGCAGAUCAUGUCCGAACAUUUUUCGCGAGCCACCCUAUAUGCCCUGAUGGCAAAUUGCCUGCAGUUCGAGAAGGAGAUCCACGUCAAUCCGGGAAACAGCGGGGCAAAUCAGACGCGCGCGAUGGUCAGCGAACUGCUUGCGAUCAAGCUGUUGCGGGAAUACACGACUCGCGAGUUGAUCGAUGCGCUAUCGUAUGACUUUGAUCCACUACAGGGCCAGGAUUUGCCCACAGCGUGGACAGUCGGCCCCCAAGGGAAAGCGGCGGGCAGCGCUCGGAUAUCCUGCCUGGAGGUGGCCAUUCGCGCGCAGGCCAAAAGGUUCCUGGCGCAUCCAGUAGUCGUGCAACAGUUGGAAGCUAUAUGGGCAGGGACAAUCGUCUUUCACUCUGCUGCCGAUCAUUUGCAUCGACCUUCGAAUCGAUCGUCUAUGACAGAUUUUAACUACGGGGCUACCACAGGUCAAAACGGGGUCCCGAUCCAGGCUGGGAAUACCCCCUUUCGGCGCUCUGUAACCUUGUACAACCCCCGAAAUGCGUCCUUAUUCAAGCUUUCACGGUUACGUGUCCCUCGUUAUCGUCAGUUCCUAUCGACAAUUUCGUUCGCAGUCUUGCUGGGUCUGUUUCUGGCUGUUCUUGAACAGCGUAGUGGCCGUAUCACAUCUUUGGAGAUUGUGUUUUGGUUUUGGAGUGCGGGAUUCAUGCUCGAUGAAAUUGUUGGUUUCAACGAACAAGGUUUCAGUCUUUAUCUGAUGAGCUUCUGGAAUCUGUUCGAUCUGGGGAUUUUGCUGCUCUUGCUUUGUUACUAUUGCCUGCGCGUCUAUGGUGCCUUCCUGACGUAUCCAAGGAGCAACCAGAUAGCCGAUCAAGCGUACGACAUUCUGGCCGCCAGCUCCGUUCUCCUCUUCCCACGCCUGUUUUCGAUCCUCGACCAUUACCGUUACUUCUCCCAACUGCUGGUUGCGUUCCGAAUCAUGGCCUCCGAUCUGAUAGCCGUCUUUGUGCUCAUUGUGAUUGCAUGCAGCGGCUUCUUUGUCGCCUUCUUGUCUUUUGGAAACGAUAACUCUCCUAAGACCGUCGCGUAUGGCUUAUUUCAACUAGUAAUGGGAUUCACGCCGACUGCGUGGGCGAUGUGGGAUGAUUACAACUUUCUCGGCAGGGCCAUUCUCACGGUCUUUCUGUUCAUUUGUCACUUCGUGAUCGUCACGAUUCUGGUUUCCGUACUCUCGAACAGCUUCCUGCGGAUCGUGAACAACGCUGAGUCUGAGCAUCAAUUCUUGUUUGCUGUCAACACAAUAUCUAUGGUCAAGUCAGAUGCACUGUUCAGCUAUGUUGCCCCGACAAACGUCAUUGCUUGGCUUGUUACGCCGUUCCGAUGCCUGAUGCCUUUUCGUGAGUAUAUCAAGCUUAAUCGGACGAUCAUUAAAGUCACACACUUGCCGGUAUUGUUCACCAUCUGUCUCUACGAGAAGACCAUUCUCAGCGCCCGUGUGAUGGAGCCGAUGGACCUGGUUGAAGCAACAUCCCGUCAGCAAACAUCGGCUCAGACCCGACCUAGUCGAUUCCAGGCAUUUGGCACAAGGGCACCACGCUUGAUGCGUGAGCCAUCCAUAGCUACAUACCAGAAAGAUCAGGCACUGGAAGAAGUUUUUCGACAGCAAACCACUAGCGAACGAGCUCAGAAUAGGCCGGGUAGCAUGCAUAAACGCCAAACCAAUAACGUCAUCAAAGAUUGGAUGCAAGAGAUCGGGUCUGUUCCAGCUCAUACCCCAGACGAAGAAGACAGGGCGAUCGUGGAUCGGCUUGAGAUGCCAUUGCGACGACCUCAUUUGCCAAUGCGGAAGACAAUGGAUUCACAUGGGCGCAACUUUACAGAAACUACUCGAUCUGUUGCAGCAUCAAAUCCCGAAGAAAGAGUCAGUCAUUUUGCCAAUCCAGCCUUCUAUCUCCGACGGGGAGAUUCGAUCUCGCCUACACGAACCCGCCUCCUGUCCCAGCACACUGAUAUGGAAGGAGACGAUGAGCUCGACAGCGAUGAUGGCUCCCAUGAAGAUCAUUCAGAAAAGGCAUCAGUCAAUGACGAUGCCCAUCCGAUUGGAAGUUCGGAGAAGGCAACCCCCAAAUUCUACAGUUCCCGACCUUCUACUGCCAGAAUUAUAUCCAGACGAGAAAGCCCAGUACGCCGGCCCAGACACACGCGCAAUAUCUCCGGGGCUACCAUGCUGUACAACCCCGUUGAUUCCCCGAAUGAAGAGACCGAAGGAAGAACGACACCUCCCCGAACCCACGAGGACUCCUCAGAUGACGAUCAUGCCCCUGGUAUGUCAACGUCAGCGAAUAUUGGCACAGUGCGACGACACGCUCUCAACGCCGUCCUCUCACGUAACCCCUCUCUCGGCUUCAAUCACAUGUCAGUCCCAGAAUUAGAAGGACUAUAUCUAUCUGACCGUCCAAGAUCAGGACGACGCCAACGAUCUCUGCUAUUUGAUCUGGGAUCCGAUUUAGGCGAUAACAAGGCGGUGGCCGGUGGCUUUUCGGGUGUGAUCCCAUCCAGCUUCAACACCCAAAUGGCCCUCGCUACCGGAAAUCUCCGCCGGGACGGACCCAGUCAAAGCCAAGACAUGCUUAGCAAAUUGGUACUUGCCCGCAUGAAUAACAUCGAAGAGGGAUUCCGCGAGGUCAUCAAAGAGGUCAAAGAUCUCCGACGUACAGGAUCCAGCCGCAGUCGCAGCCGCAGCCGCACCCGAGCGGGUGAAUCCCACCCUCCUACACGAGAGAAAAAGAAGCGGGGAGAGAAAAAAGAUACGAAAAAGCGGAGACCACAAUCUGAUGGAAGUGGGCGAGGUCGCGAUGGAAAACUGUCUGAGCGUGUAAUCCAGCGAUCGAGUUGA
Penicillium pulvis is the source of this 3434-nucleotide messenger RNA. Its product is annotated as ion transporter. Lineage: Eukaryota; Fungi; Ascomycota; Eurotiomycetes; Eurotiales; Aspergillaceae. The transcript is spliced from 2 exons. The coding region runs from base 144 to 3434 and encodes 1096 amino acids. The record is from RefSeq and is a predicted model, not a curated record.